CAGUCAACGAGAUGCACAAAAUCACGGCGGCGAGAGCUGAGCUCACUGAGAGCGCUGGCUCGACAGUCGCUAGCCUCACCGACAUGAUUUUAUGCAACACAUUGACACAAACACGGUGGCUGUGUGCUUGGCUUGCUUGAAACGUCUUGGCCCUUGGCAGAAGCUCCCUCAGCCUUCAGCCCCUCAGCCAUCCCUCUUGAUGUUUGUUCAACAGUCAGGACUAUCAAUUGAAGCCAUUCAGCCUCAUCAGUCAUGGCUAUCUUCACAUCCAACAGCUUUGCUGUUGCAGCUCUGCUGACCGUUGUGCUACUGGCACGACCAGCUCAUGCUUUUGGCGCCGGCAACAUCGCAUCAGUCUCCAAUGUCGAGGGCGUCAACUUCCGCCAUGGAGACAUCGAAGACACACUCCUCACUCUCGUCAGCUCUUACGCCUACGCCAAGGGUGCCAAGUUCAGCAAGAUUGACGUCAAGCGAGUCUACUUUGGCAACUGGCUCCGUGACUACUCGCAGGCCGUCGAUGUUGGUACUACGAAGCACGUAUCCGCAGAGGCAAUCCGCAUUCUGCUAUGGGUCUUGGGCUUCCUGACCUUUGGCUACGGUACUGGCGAGUUCGAGGUGACGACUGAGCGUUUGGGAUGCUACCGCCCCGAGGAGCACAUCGACAACCCCAAGGACUAUGCCGACAACGAAGACGCCCGCCAGUACGACCGCAGACUACGCGCCCCCGUCGAUGAAGAGAGGGAACUGAGCAUUGAUGAGAGAACCGGACUGAAGAACUACAUUGCCUCGGAAGACUUGGGCAUCACUACAUCUGCCCAGCUGGUGCGCAACCUGUUCGGCCGCUGCAUCGAUCUUGGUAGAUCCUUCAACAGAAGCAGGGACAAGAAGGAAUUCUACGAGGCUCUGCGCCUUCUAGGGACCGCCUGCCAUUGUCUUGAAGACUACUCGGCGCACUCCAAUUACACCGAGCUUGCCCUGAUCGAGCUGGGCGAGCGCGACGUCUUCCCUCAUGUCGGCCGUAACACCCAGGUCCGCGUUCAAGGUGCCCGCCACCAGGUCUACCCUAUCGUCACAGGUACUUUUGGUGGUGUCGACUUCCUUCAUUCCGUCAUGGGAGAGCUGGACGACAAGGCCACCCAGUCCGAGAUUCAAGAGUUGGAGGGUGUUAUCGACAACUCGCAGAACCAGAACACUAGUCUGCUCAAGAAGCUUCUCAAGUCGCUUCCAUCCGGUCUUCUUGGAGGCAAGGAUCAGGCCGGCAAGGUUGAUGAGCUCCAGAGCAACGCUGCUGCUGCUCAGAUGGGCAACAUGAAGCUGUCUCCACGUCAGCCCGAAGAGUGGGCUCAGCAGCUUCAGGAGGUCCAGAACCAAAUUUACCCUAUUCUUCAGUUCCACGACGAGCUCAUGAUGGGUAUCAACGAGACCAUCGAGAAGAUCCCCAUCCUACCCGACUUGCUCGAGCAGAUCACUGAGCAGCUGAACAUUUUCGUCUUCUCUCUGCUUGCUCCUUUCGUCCUACCCAUCAUCAGCCAAGUCAAGGAAGAAUUAGCGACUGGUUCAAGUGAGGUCAUCGAAUCCAGCAGGGCGAAACAAUUGAUUGUUUUCCAUGAUGACGACUCAUCCGACCCCACUCACUCUAUGCUCUCCAAGGACCACUUCUCCAACAUCCUCAACGAGCCCGCCGGCAAGAUCGGAUGUGCUGUCCUCAAGUGGGUCGUUCCCCAGAUCGUCCAGUGCUGGGACAACGAGAACGUCGACAUUGCCAGAACUCUCGACCGUAUCAUCAACGGCAUUUUCCAUCACCCCGCACUGAGAGCAGUCGGAAGCGACGGCGCAGCUGAUGGUAGACAUAUAAUGUUCGGCGUUGUUGAGCAAUGGUGGCAGGACAAGUCUGAGCGUGAGCGUGAUGAUCUACGCAGUAAGCUCAGCAGACGUGGUGUUGAGACUGGUCAAAACCACAAGGAGGGUGUCCAAGACUCCGGCCAUGGUUGCUGCAAGCCCCUGUUCCAGCAGAAGCAGCACAACAAUGCUCCUGCCGCUGCAGCCCACGCUGCCGUCAUGGAAGGUAUCAGUGACUUUGUCAGUGGUGGCCAGUCUUCGCAGCAUAACAGCUACGGCAACCAAGGUCGUCCCAGCAGUCGUCCUACCAGUGGCUUCGAGCAGCAAGCCGGAAACUUUGUUGGAGAAGCUGUCGGCGGUGGCGCCUUUGGUUCUGUUCUUGGCGGCCUCGUUGGUAGCGUUGGAGGUAGUCUCUUGAGUGGCGCCUUCGAGUCUCAGGGCGAGACUCAGACUUACCAGCAGUCAAGCCACAACCAGGAUGGAUCUUACACCCAGAGUUACAUGCAGACUGGCGAACGUCCCUCUUCUAGACCUUAUGGUCAGGAGCAUACCGCCCAAGCCGAGUAUAAGACUACUCAGUACCCCAGUGGCGGCCACAGAACCGAAUACAACAGCUACGAGCAGCAGGGUCAGUCAGGAUAUGGCUACCAGCAGAGUACCGAGGUCCGUCCCACCCAGGGCGGUGGCUACGAGCAGCGCAGUGAGCGUCGUCACGAGAAGCCUGGUGGCCGUUGGGAAAGCGAGGUACAGGAGCAAGGCGUCGGCGCUGCUGGAGAGUACUAUCAGACUGAAGAGAAGCACCACGGCAGAAGAAACGAUGACGAUGAUGACAACGACCGUCGCUCGCACAGAAAGCAUGGCUCCAACCACCGCAAUGAUGACGAAAACGAGCAGCAGUCUUACUCCCGACCUGAUAACAGCGGUGGGUUCCCCGGUGCAUCGUACCACGCUCAGCACCAAGAACGUCAAGACGAACGUCCCAGCUAUGGUAACGAUAACUUCGGAGGCCGUAACGAUUACGAGAGACCUCAGCGCCAGGGCCGCGACGAAGGCUACGGCAGACAAGAGUUCGGUGGUGGCAGACAAGAGUUUGAUGGUGGCAGACAAGAGUUUGGCGGCGGAAGACAAGAGUACGGACGUGAGGAUAACAACAACUACGGUCGUCAGGGCCAUGGCCGUCGCGACGAGGACGAGAUGCCAGGUGGCUUCCCUGAUGACGAUGGUCAGGAGCGUAGACAUCAUGGCGGUCGUCGUGGAAGCGGCGGUAACGAUGGCGGUUACGAGGGCCGUAGAUGGUAAACUCAGCCAGCUCUGCCGACACAUCUUGGUAGCCCCUGUGCUAUCACAGCUACUCAUCAUUGGACCAAAAGAAUAUCAUGAAGAGA
Molecule: messenger RNA, 3224 nt
Organism: Aureobasidium pullulans EXF-150
Lineage: Eukaryota; Fungi; Ascomycota; Dothideomycetes; Dothideales; Saccotheciaceae
Product: Het-C-domain-containing protein
Exons: 1
Coding region: 253-3138 (961 amino acids)
Source: RefSeq, a predicted model, not a curated record